Messenger RNA from Sitodiplosis mosellana (orange wheat blossom midge), 568 nucleotides. RefSeq names its product 60S ribosomal protein L23 (gene RpL23). The record is from RefSeq and is a predicted model, not a curated record. Lineage: Eukaryota; Metazoa; Arthropoda; Insecta; Diptera; Cecidomyiidae. The coding region runs from base 63 to 485 and encodes 140 amino acids. The transcript is spliced from 4 exons. Gene Ontology annotation, molecular function: large ribosomal subunit rRNA binding; structural constituent of ribosome. Gene Ontology annotation, biological process: translation. Gene Ontology annotation, cellular component: ribosome; cytosolic large ribosomal subunit.
ACCGGAAACUUCAACAUUGACUCCUUCUUUGUGUAUUUCCCUUUCGCAGAAAACACUUCAUAAUGUCGAAGAGAGGUCGUGGUGGUACCGCCGGAGGAAAAUUCCGUAUUUCACUUGGUUUGCCAGUUGGUGCUGUUAUCAACUGCGCUGACAACACAGGUGGUAAAAACUUGUACGUCAUUGCUGUCCAUGGCAUCCGUGGUCGUUUGAAUCGUUUGCCAGCUGCUGGAGCUGGUGACAUGUUCGUUGCCACAGUCAAGAAGGGUAAACCAGAAUUGCGUAAAAAGGUUAUGCCAGCCGUGGUCAUUCGCCAGCGGAAACCGUUCAGAAGACGUGAUGGUGUGUUUAUAUACUUCGAGGACAAUGCGGGCGUGAUAGUAAACAACAAAGGUGAAAUGAAAGGUUCCGCUAUCACUGGCCCAGUCGCAAAGGAAUGCGCCGAUUUAUGGCCUCGUAUUGCUUCGAACUCAAGCUCCAUCGCUUAAAAGUGAUGACAACAACCACACGUUUAAGCUUCUGAAUAUUGAGAAAAUAAAUAUGGGAAAUUUCGAUUUUUCAUAAAGUUAAA